CCCAACCCGACUCUGACACCCGUGGGGGCGCGGGCCGCCGCCGUCUCUCCCUUCGCUCCCCGGGGACCUGCGGGCCCCGACCCCACCCCCUACCCGACUCGGACACCCGGGAGCCUCCGGCUCGGCCGAGGGGGCGCUGCAGCUCCAGGGCUGCGCGGGGACACACCCGCCGCGCGCGGAGGCCUCGGUGGACCCGGGCAGAGCGCCCCCCGCUGCACCUCCCUCCAGCUUGGGCCACAGCGCUUGGGGCUCGCGGGCCGCCCCCUCCGCUCGGAAGGGAAGAGUCUGAAGACGCUUAUGUCCAAGGGGAUCCUGCAGGUGCAUCCUCCGAUCUGCGACUGCCCGGGCUGCCGAAUAUCCUCCCCGGUGAACCGGGGGCGGCUGGCAGACAAGAGGACAGUCGCCCUGCCUGCUGCCCGGAGCCUGAAGAAGGAGCGGACUCCCAGCUUCUCUGCCAGCGAUGGUGACAGCGACGGGAGUGGUCCCACCUGUGGGCGGCGGCCAAGCUUGAAGCAGGAGGAUGGCCCGCACAUCCGUAUCAUGAAGAGAAGAGUCCACACCCACUGGGACCUGAACAUCUCUUUCCGAGAGACGUCCUGCAGCCAGGACGGCAACCUUCCCACCCUCAUAUCCAGCAUCCACCGCAGCCGCCACCUCGUGAUGCCCGAGCAUCAGAGCCGCUGUGAAUUCCAGAGAGGCAGCCUGGAGAUCGGCCUGGGACCUGCAGGUGACCUGUUGGGCAAGAGGCUGGGCCGCUCCCCCCAUAUCAGCAGCGACUGCUCUUCGGAGAAGAGGGCACGAAGCGAAUCCCCCCAAGUGCCUGGAGAAGCCUCUCACCCCGGGUCCUCCCCAGUAGAAGCACUGCUGCUGCCGCCAGAGCUGGGGCCCAACAUGGCCCCGGAGGACCACUACCGUCGGCUCGUGUCGGCGCUGAGCGAGGCCAGCACCUUUGAGGACCCUCAGCGCCUCUACCACCUGGGCCUCCCCAGCCACGAUCUCCUGAGGGUCCGGCAGGAGGUGGCAGCUUCAGCUCUGAGGGGCCCCAGUGGCCUGGAAGCCCACCUGCCCUCCUCCGCGGCAGGUCAGCGUCGGAAGCAGGGCCUGGCUCAGCACCGGGAGGGCGCCGCCCCAGCUGUCGCCCCGUCCUUCUCGGAGAGGGAGCUGCCGCAGCCGCCCCCCUUGCUGUCGCCCCAGAAUGCCCCUCACAUCGCCCUGGGCCCCCACCUCAGGCCCCCCUUCCUGGGGGUGCCCUCGGCUCUGUGCCAGACCCCAGGCUACGGCUUCCUGCCCCCAGCCCAGGCGGAGAUGUUCGCUCGGCAGCAGGAGCUCCUGCGGAAGCAAAACCUGGCCCGGCUGGAGCUGCCCGCCGACCUCCUGCGGCAGAAGGAGCUGGAGGGCGUGCGCCCACAGCUGCUGGCACCCGAGGCCGUCCUGCGCCCCAACGACGGCGCCGAGGAGCUGCAGCGGCGCGGGGCCCUGCUGGUGCUGAACCACGGCGCGGCGCCAUUGCUGGCCCUGCCCCCCCAGGGGCCCCCGGGCUCCGGACCCCCCACCCCGUCCCGGGACUCUGCCCGGCGAGCCCCCCGGAAAGGGGGUCCCGGCUCUGCCUCGGCCCGGCCCAGCGAGUCCAAAGAGAUGACGGGGGCUAGGCUCUGGGCACAAGAUGGCUCGGAGGACGAGCCGCCCAAAGACUCGGACGGAGAGGACCCCGAGGCGGCAGCUGCUGGGUGCCGGGGGCCCACUCCGGGCCAAGCUUCAGCUGGAGGGGCCGGCGCCGAGGGGAAGGGGCUUUUCUCAGGGUCCACACUGCCCCCUCCGCUGCCCCUGGGCUUCCCCUAUGCCGUCAGCCCCUACUUUCACACAGGCGCCGUAGGGGGACUCUCCGUGGAUGGGGAGGAGGCCCCAGCCCCCGAGGACGUCAGCAAAUGGACCGUGGAUGAUGUCUGCAACUUCGUGGGGGGCCUGUCUGGCUGCGGAGAGUACACUCGGGUCUUCAAGGAGCAGGGGAUCGACGGGGAGACCCUGCCACUGCUGACGGAGGAGCACCUGCUGAGCACCAUGGGGCUGAAGCUGGGGCCCGCCCUUAAGAUCCGGGCCCAGGUGAGCUGCGGGGGAGUGAGGUCAGGAUCUCCAGACCACAGCUGGGCAGAAAGCUCUGGGUGGGUGUGCGCCAGCCCCCACCAGGCCCUCUCUCUGCAGGUGGCCAGGCGCCUGGGCCGAGUCUUCUACAUGGCCAGCUUCCCUGUGGCUCUGCCACUGCAGCCACCAACCCUGCGGGCCCCGGAGCGAGAACUCGGCACAGGAGAGCAGCCCUUGUCCCCCAAGACGGCCACGUCCCCCUAUGGAGGGGGCCAGACCCUUGCUGGUCGAGCUUCACCCAAGCAGGAGAAUGGGACUUUGGCUCUACUUCCAGGGGCCCCUGACCCUUCCCAGCCUCUGUGUUGAGGUGGCCGGGGGUACGGGGUGGGGCCACACAAAUGUGCAGGAGCCACCACUCAGUACAAUGGCCCUGCCUCCCACAGCUUUAUUUCUUUUGGUUCUGGAUGCAAAACAAAAAAUUUUGAAGGAAAAUGUGACUUCAAAGGAAAGGAGGAAAUUUCCAAAGACUUGGGGGAGUGAAUGUAGAGCCUGGUGCGGCCGAGGUCUGCAGAUGGAGGGCAGAGGUGGUGGAAGGGGCCAGGGGUCUGCAGGCCUCCCCCUGGAACUAGGACUGGUCUAGUCUCCUGACAUCAGGGUCAUCGUCUCCCGCGCGGAGCUGGCUUCAGCCCAGAGCUGUGGGGCUUCAGCAGCCACGCCAGCCCAGCACAGCUCUCAGUCCGUUUGGUCUUCCAUGCUGAAAAAUAAAUAAAGCCUGUCCCCUG
Cercocebus atys (sooty mangabey) is the source of this 2861-nucleotide messenger RNA. It is a transcript of the gene SAMD11, whose product is annotated as sterile alpha motif domain containing 11. Lineage: Eukaryota; Metazoa; Chordata; Mammalia; Primates; Cercopithecidae. Bases 298 to 2445 code for a protein of 715 amino acids. Gene Ontology annotation, molecular function: protein binding. The record is from RefSeq and is a predicted model, not a curated record. The transcript is spliced from 13 exons.